CUCGCUUGUUUCCACCUUGGACCCUCUCUCUCUCAGCGAGUCCAGCAGCUUUUGCCCCUAGCAACCCCACCCUGUGCCGUGCUCUGCUCUGGGAGCCAGCCUGCUCGGGGAAGGACCUCCAUCUCGACGUCAAACAAACUGUCCAUACGUCCCCCCCACCAACCUCCCCCUCGUCUGCCGUUCUCCUCUUCCCCCCCAGGCAACCACUCCGGCAUCUACCUCAGAAAAAGAUAGACGAGAAAAGGAUCAGCAAGAUGGCUCCUACCAACAACGGAAAGACCGCCGGCAAGCCCGCCGAUGUCAAGGCCAAGGCCGCCAAGAAGGCCGCCUUGAAGGGUACCAACUCGACCUCGGUCCGCAAGGUCCGAACCUCGGUCUCGUUCCACCGACCCAAGACCCUCGCCCUGGCCCGAUCCCCCCGAUACCCGCGUAAAUCGGUCAACCACUUGCCGAGGAUGGACCAGUUCAGGACCAUCCAGCACCCCUUGAACACCGAGACCGCCAUGAAGAAGAUCGAGGAGAACAACACGUUGGUGUUCAUCGUCGACUUGAAGAGCAACAAGAGGCAGAUCAAGGAGGCCGUCAAGAAGUUGUACGACGUCGAGGCUUUGAAGAUUAGGACUUUGAUCCGACCUGACGGAAAGAAGAAGGCCUACGUCCGACUCACUGCCGACCACGACGCUCUCGACGUUGCCAACAAGAUCGGAUUCAUCUAAACGAUUCUGAUCAUUGUAGGCAUGGGUGCCUGUUGGGAGAAAUACGGGGGGGAUCUUUUGUUGUCACCUCGCGUGUCGCCCGAUGGGGGGUUUUGUAGAUGAAUGAAUACGUUCACUCAUUGACACCAUUAGGACCAGCACGACCCGAAAUAUCAGCGGUUGAAGGCUUGUUUGUGCGCGAUUGAGUGAGGCUCCAUGAUCGCGCGUGCUACGUUUUGGUGCAAUCGGUGCAAGAAUCGUUCUAGUGUUCUGAGUACGAUGAACCGCAAUGAGCUCCUAACACUGUAUAUGACCUUUAGAUUUGACGUGAUCAAGCUGGCUUGUGAUUCAUGAUUUCAUUAAGGGGCUUCAAACCUCACUCGCGCGUUCCGCGGUGCGAAGUGAUCGCGACGCCCUAAAAAGUCCCGGACUUUGAGUCCCCUUUGCGACUUUUCACG
Molecule: messenger RNA, 1153 nt
Organism: Filobasidium floriforme
Lineage: Eukaryota; Fungi; Basidiomycota; Tremellomycetes; Filobasidiales; Filobasidiaceae
Product: putative ribosomal protein
Exons: 5
Coding region: 255-716 (153 amino acids)
Biological process (GO): translation; ribosomal large subunit assembly
Cellular component (GO): ribosome; cytosolic large ribosomal subunit
Molecular function (GO): structural constituent of ribosome; rRNA binding
Source: RefSeq, a predicted model, not a curated record